Messenger RNA from Diaporthe amygdali, 1068 nucleotides. RefSeq lists its product as uncharacterized. The record is from RefSeq and is a predicted model, not a curated record. Gene Ontology annotation, biological process: pectin catabolic process. The transcript has 3 exons. NCBI's taxonomy places the organism in Eukaryota, Fungi, Ascomycota, Sordariomycetes, Diaporthales, Diaporthaceae. Bases 1 to 1068 code for a protein of 355 amino acids. Gene Ontology annotation, molecular function: glucosidase activity.
AUGAUGCUCCCGACUGUGGCAAGCUGGUUCUCGUUGCUCCUGGCGCCAUCCUUGGUGCUGGGGGAUACACUCACUUACAAGGGAGCUGACAUUUCGUCCCUCUUGAUGCUUGAGGCUCAAGGCAAAACCUACAAGACCACCGGAGGUGUCACUACGCCACUCGAGAAGAUCCUAGCAUCGUCGGGCGUCAACUCGAUCCGUCAGAGGUUCUGGGUCAACCCAAGUGAUGGAAACUACAACCUGGAUUACAACUUGAAGCUCUCCAAGCGAGCCAAGGCCGCCGGCCAGAGCCUGUACCUCGAUCUUCACCUCAGCGAUACCUGGGCCGACCCUUCGCACCAGGCUGCUCCCGCCGCCUGGGAUGACUCCACCAUCGACAAGCUGACCUACACAGUAUACAACUACACCCUGGAGGUCUCCAACGCCUACGCCAGCGCCGGCCUCAGCCCCAGCAUAAUCUCCAUCGGCAACGAGAUCCGCACGGGGCUGCUCUGGCCACUGGGCGGGACAUCAUCGUGGUACAACAUCGCAGCACUACUGCACUCCGCGGCAUGGGGCAUCAAGGACAGCAAGCUCUCCCCCAAGCCCAAGAUCAUGAUCCACCUCGACAACGGCUGGGACGCGGGCACGCAGACGUGGUGGUACAAGACGGUGCUGGGCGAGGGCCCGCUGGUGGCGUCCGACUUCGACAUGAUUGGCGUCUCGUACUACCCCUUCUACAACGCGCAGGCGACGCUCGCGAACCUCAAGAGCUCGCUCACCCAGCUCGCCUCCGCGUACGGCAAGCAGAUCGUCGUCGCCGAGACCAACUGGCCCGCCAGCUGCCCGAACCCCCAGUACGCGUUCCCCGGCGACGCGGCGUCGAUCCCGCGCAGCGAGGCCGGCCAGUCCACCUGGCUCCAGGACGUGGCCAACGUGGUCAAGGGUGUCAAGGGCGGUGUGGGUGUGUAUUACUGGGAGCCUGCCUGGAUCGGCAAUGCGAACCUGGGUUCUAGCUGUGCGGACAACUUGCUGGUCGAUGGGUCUGGGAAGGCCAGGCCAGGAAUUGCAGCUUUGGGGUCCAUGUAG